AUGCCUGCUACCAAGAACGAGUCGAGUGAGACAGACGUGAGCGGUAAGAAGUGGACUGAUGACGAGAAGUUGGCGUACCUCGUUGUCCUGUGCGGGCAUGAGGGCGGACUCAAAGCCAAGAUCGAUAAUGCGCCUAAGCUAGCUGGUCGGAGUGACAUCGCUUGCAGGAGAAUGAUCGAGCGUCUUGAGGAGCAGUUCAAGCAGGAGAUUGCUCGUAUGAAGAAAUCGAAGAUUAGCAACGGCCAGACUACGAACAAGCGCAAGAACAAGAACGGCGAUGACGAGGAGAAUGGUUCUAACGAGGGCACGCCUAAGAAGAACAAGAAUAAGAGCAGUGUUGGUGCCAAACUCUUGAUUAAGGAGGAAAUUCCUGAGGAGGAGAUUCCUGAGUAG
Messenger RNA from Bipolaris victoriae FI3, 393 nucleotides. RefSeq lists its product as hypothetical. The record is from RefSeq and is a predicted model, not a curated record. Lineage: Eukaryota; Fungi; Ascomycota; Dothideomycetes; Pleosporales; Pleosporaceae. The transcript is spliced from 3 exons. Bases 1 to 393 code for a protein of 130 amino acids.